Molecule: messenger RNA, 8028 nt
Organism: Sus scrofa (pig)
Lineage: Eukaryota; Metazoa; Chordata; Mammalia; Artiodactyla; Suidae
Gene: MTUS2
Product: microtubule associated scaffold protein 2
Cellular component (GO): nucleus; cytoplasm
Molecular function (GO): microtubule binding
Source: RefSeq, a predicted model, not a curated record
GAAAUGAAAUGAAAUGAAGACUUCUUCCAAAAAUACCAUAAAGAACAUGAACAUUAAGUCAUUCCCUGGGAGAACGUAUUGGUAAUAUAAACCAUCAACAAAGAAUUAUGUCAUGAACUUCUAUAAAUCUAUGAGGCAAAUGCCUAAAUACAACUGAAAAAUGUGCACGAGAUGUGGACUGGUAUUUCACAGCAGAGAAAAUACGGAUGGCACAUAGCCCAAAGUGGUUCUAUUUCCUUAGUCAUCAGGGAAAUACCAAGUUGGACCACACUGAGAUAUCAUUUAUUUCCACCAUCUUGCCAUGUCCUGUGUUGGGGAGAAAGAGAAAAAGUGGGGUACACACUUACCCUUGCUGGUGGAAACGUACACUGGUACAGCCAAUGCUUCUGUUGGUACACCGCACAAACAUUUAGAUAAUCUUGAAGGCUUUCCAAUACACAAGGUGAUUUUUAUGAGCUGUUCAUAUGAAUUCACAAUUUUUAAAAAAAGUGGAAAGCAACUGAAUAGGAAAACGAUGGAUAUUAAUAGCAGUGAGAAAUGACUGAACGUCAAUUAUGUGCCAUAAUACAGGCGAAUCUUAGAAACAUAACGCUGAGUGAACAUAGCAAGUUGCAGACUCCCAUUAGGUAUGAUGCCAUUUUUAUAAGCCUAAAAAUCCAAAUUUCACCAAUAUGUUAUUCAGUUACACACACAUGUGAUGAAAUUGUUUCAAAAGAAAGAGAAUGAAGGGCGUAAAAUUCAGGAUGUGGGUUCCUUUAGGGGCGGAACGAGGGCAGGGAGGGGGACAGAGGAGUUAGGAUGGAUGCAAGUGAUUGACUGGGUUAUGGGUUCACCCGUGUUAUUUGUUUUACAGCAUAUGUACCUUCUUCUGUGUCUUCUCAUGCUGUGUAACAACUGAACCAGUAGCUGACGUCAGCGAAGUGGCAACAGAAGCCUGAGGAGAGAGUUAAUUGUUAACCAAGAUUUGUAGACGUGGUGCCAUGUGAAGAUAGAAAUGAGGUGCCGUCAAGAUGUGUCGGCUGGAAGGGAGACAGUUAAUACCCGAACCACUGAGGCUGCGCAGAACAAUGGCGUGUGCAGAGCGAUAGGUCUCAUGGGCUAAUUGGCUCUCAUUGAGCUGGAACCCAACAGAGACAUCACCUUGCUGUGGGUCAAGACAAUGCUGGAUUUUAAAACCGCUCUGAAAAUGAUCAAGGCGGGAUCGCCCAGUGACCUUCUCAGGGGGCAGCCAGCAGCUUGAGAAUUUCCCGUUCACCGGGGAGCAGCUGGAAGGAAGCCCCUCUCCGCGAAGGGCGCCUGCAUGGCAGGCGGCCCCCACCCAAGGAUUCACAAUGAGCGUCCCAGCGCCUCCUAAGAAGUCGUGUUAUACCGAGUUGCGGGACAGCAGCAAUGGGGUGAAAAACAAUAACGAGAGCGUCCUAAGCCUGGGCGAUACCAACGCCAACCCCAUCAUGUUGGAGGUCGGCUCCUCUCCUGCUGACGGCGAGAUUGGAAAUGCAAACUCGAGGGGGCCAGAAAACAGCAGCCGCGUCCACAAGGACUUCCACCCACUUCCGGCCUUUGGGAAGGCCCCCCAGGGCGGCCCCGCCAGCCUGAAGGAUUUUAAAUUUUCUCUGACAGUUCCAAGAGCACUGAGUGAAGAGCCCGUGCUGGAGAGGGGCGCAGAGCCCCCGCAGGGCCCUCGGGGCCUGCAGGGACCAGGUCUGCUGAGCUGGAGGACCGCUGCGGGCGAGGCCGGGCCAGAGGCUUUGGCUAAAAGGGAGGUGGAGACUCCCCGGCCUGUUCCCAAGGAUAAGCUGGCCAAGACCCUGGACAACGAGGAGUUGAGGAGGCAUUCUUUGGAGAGAGCCGGCAGCGCCUCUGUGGCCCUGGACGUGCUCACAAAGGAGCGGGCUGGGGGCCUGGCCUGGCCUCUUCCGCAGCCUGCGGUGCCCGGAGAUGGAGAGGGGCCGCAGAAGACGGGGAUGGCCCCUCCUGCAAGGCCGGCAUGUCCCCCAGCCGACAGCACCUCAGAGGGAGAGAGCGUGUGUCAUCCUAAACCAUCUACCUCAGAAGCCAAGGAGAUGCCGCCCGCCCUGGGAUGGGUCCCCCAAGUAAGCGCCCAGGGCACGGUGCCUUCUGCCCACCCAGAGGGCACUCCCGAUUCCACUCCAGCAUCCAGGGGUGUCUUGAGGCAGCCAGAAGCACAACCAGGUCAGGGCAAGGCAGAGCCUACAACGGAGCCGAAGCUCGUCCAGCCCAGGCCCGGGCAGGAGCUCAGGUACGCCCAGGUGGACGGCCCGGAAUGUGCUAAGGAGGAUGUGGUGUCACCUCUCGGGAGAAGGGAGCCGGCUGGGGAAGCACAGCAAGAAGCCUCCGGCGCUGCGUUCAGCGGCCUGGCCCACAGCGGUCCCCACCCACUGGGCGUGGGAAGAGGCAGGAGGGAGCAGGAAAAGAGAAACGAGGAGGGGUCUCUUCAGGGCACCCCCACACAGAGCCCUGCUUCCUUGGGGGCUGCUGAUCAUCAGCCCAUAGGUCGAAUUUCCCCAAGCGCAGCCAGCAGACUGGGUGACACUGUGGCAUCCAGCCGCGUUUCAGCAGGUGAUGGUCACGUGGCUUUGACUCCUGAUGAUUCGAGGGACAGCAGGCCCUUGGAUCCCAGGGCGGAGAAUGGGGUCCUGGGCCCUGGGAACGAGAACAGCCCUGGAGUUUUUAAUUCAGACCCUUCCACUGGAGGGAGCAAAGUUGGGGUCCCUGAGCCCCUUCCCGGCAGCACCUCAGAAGCCAGCGAAGGCACAGAGAUCCCUGCGUGCCCUGUCGAGACUAGGGACCGUCUAGAAAAUGCUAAGACUGAAAGCACCCCAGCGAGAACAGAACCCCUUCUCAGGGUCCCAGUGCCCCUCCACCCAGAGACAACUGUGACUGUGUCCCGCCAGCCUCCACCCCCCAGCAGCCGCGCUCAGGACCCGGGCGCCUGGAGUGUGGACGCGGGGUCCUCCCCGGCUGCCCCGCCCCCCGCCGACAGCGCGAGGUUGUCACUCGCUGCCCCGAAAGUGCCUGACAAGGGCGCCUGCCCCACCGGGAUCCCCAAGCCUGUGGCCGCCUCGCAGGAGGGGCUGGAGGGCCCCCAGCCGGAGAAGCCGGAGGAGAGGGCGGACCCCAAGGCCGUGAUCGUGCCCAAGCCCAAGCCCGUGAGGCCCAAGAUCAUCACGUACAUCAGGAGGGGCCCCCAGGCCCUGGGCCAGGUGGACGCGUCGCUGGUCCCCGUGGGCCUUCCUUACGCUCCGCCCGCGUGUGCCGUGCCGCUCCCCAAAGAGGAGAAGGGGGCGGGCGGGGACCUGAAGCCGGCGGCCGGCCUCUACGAGAAGUUCAAGCCGGACUUGCAGAGGCCCCGGGUGUUCAGCUCCGGGCUGGUGGUGUCUGGGAUCAAGCCCCCGGGACACCCCUUCGGUCAAAUGAGUGAAAAGUUUCUGCAGGAGGUUGCAGAACGCCCUGGAAAAGAGGAAUUUUGUUCUCCUCCCUAUACGCACUAUGAAGUUCCUCCAACCUUCUAUCGAUCGGCCAUGCUCCUUAAGCCCCAGUUGGGAUUGGGCGCGAUGUCACGUUUACCGUCUGCCAAGAGUCGGAUCCUGAUCGCAAGUCAGAGGUCUUCAGCGAGCGCCAUCCACCCGCCAGGAACCCUAGCGACCGCUGCCGCUCUCUACAGUUCCGACCCUGCAGCCGAUUUAAAGAAGGCAUCCAGUUCAAAUGCUGCAAAGUCCAGCCUACCAAAAUCUGGACUCCGUCCUCCUGGUUACUCGCGUCUCCCAGCAGCCAAGCUGGCGGCGUUUGGCUUCGUCCGGAGCUCCAGCGUGUCCUCGGUGUCCAGCACCCAGUCGGCGGACAGCGCCCAGCCGGAGCCUGGCCGGCUCUCCAACCGUUCAAACUUUGGGACCGAAGAGCAGCCGGCUCUGAAGGCAGCUCUGCCUUCCAAAGACCCACCCAAGGGGGCCAGCCGGGCCACCCCGCCCGCGUCCUCCAGUGUGACGGCGCCCCGCCGGAGUCUGCUGCCGGCGCCAAAAUCCACGUCCACACCCACUGGAACAAAGAAAGAAGCACAGAAAGAUCAAGAUGCUAAUAAACCUGCAGUUUCCUCUCCUAAGAGAAUAGCAGCUUCAACCACCAAGCUUCAUUCGCCAGGAUACCCCAAGCAGAGGACCACGGCCCCCCGCAAUGGUUUUCCCCCUAAGCCGGACCCGCAGGCCCGGGAGGCCGAGCGGCAGCUGGUGCAGCGGCUGAAGGAGCGGUGUGAGCAGCAGGCCCGGCAGCUCGGCCUCGUGCAGGGGGAGCUGAGCAGGGCCGUCCGCGGCUUCCAGGCGCUCGCCGUGUCCACGCAGCUUUUCUUCGGGAAGAGCGAAAGUGCCCUUGAGAAAGAAAAAGAGCUGUCGAUCGAACUUGCGAACAUCAGGGAUGAAGUUGCCUUCCACACGGCCAAGUGCGAGCAGCUGCAGAAGGAGAAGGAGGAGCUGGAGCGGCGCUGCGAGGACGAGGUGCGCAGGCUGGGCUGGCAGCAGCGGGCCGAGCUGCGGGAGCUGGAGCAGCGGCUGCAGCUGCAGUUCCAGGCGGAGGGGGCCCGGCUCCAGGACGAGCAUCGCGCGCAGCUGCUGCGGCUCGGGUGUCAGCACCAGGAGCAGGUGGAGGACAUCACCGCCAGCCACGAGGCUGCUCUCCUAGAGAUGGAAAACAGCCACACGGUUGCCAUCGCGAUCCUGCAGGAUGACCACGACCACAAGGUCCAAGAAUUGAUAUCUACCCACGAGCUUGAAAAGAAAGAAUUGGAAGAGAAUUUUGAAAAGCUGCGGCUGUCAUUACAGGACCAGGUGGACACACUGACCUUCCAGAGCCAGUCUCUGCGGGACCGAGCCAGACGCUUUGAGGAGGCCUUGAGGAGGAACACUGAAGAGCAGCUGGAGAUCGCGCUGGCUCCUUAUCAGCACUUGGAAGAAGACAUGAAGAGCCUGAGGCAGGUAUUAGAAAUGAAGAAUCAGCAAAUUCACCAGCAGGAAAAGAAGAUUAUGGAGCUGGAAAAGCUGGCAGAGAAGAACAUUAUCCUGGAAGAAAAGAUCCAGGUUCUCCAGCAGCAGAAUGAAGACCUCAAAGCCAGGAUCGACCAGAACACCGUUGUCACGAGACAGCUGUCGGAGGAAAACGCUAAUCUGCAGGAAUACGUGGAGAAAGAAACGCAAGAGAAGAAGAGAUUGAGCCGAACCAACGAAGAGCUGCUUUGGAAGCUCCAAACCGGGGACCCGACCAGCCCGGUUAAACUGUCCCCCACGUCCCCUAUUUACCGCGGCUCCUCCUCCGGGCCCUCCUCUCCCGCCAGAGUCAGCAUGACGCCAAGAUGACGCCACCACGCUGCGGGCGCAGCCCCGGCACCCGGUCCACGAGGGCUCCCACUUGCGGGGAGCAGGGACCACGGGCCGGCGGGGCUGGCCCGCGCGCGUGCGCAGUAGCUGCAGAGCUGCAUCCUCUGCGCGCAUGCCCCGUAGCUGCACAGCCGCAUCCUAGGCAGAGCCCUCUUCUGACCCUCGUGUAAGACUGUCCUGGUGUUGGCACUUAGGAAAGUGUAAACGGUAGCGUCUGGCGUGCAAAUGUUUGGCAGUAGUUAGAGCCAAAAGAAAGGAACACCCAUUGUUCUUGAGCGAUGAACUUUCACUGCAGAAUUUCAGGUUAGUUACAAAGAGCUCGGUUUUGAAUAUCCAUUGACUAAUCAUCCUGUACCGCACCGAUCUGUGUGUACAUUUAGAUACACGUAUAUACACAUGCAGCAGUUCUGAAUCGCAUUUUUUAUAACAUGAAGUGCUGACAUAUUUUGGUGAAGGUCAGCAGUUUUCUAACUUGUGCCUAAGAAUUAUUGGGAAACGAAAAUGCAUUUCUAUCUAGCUUCCCAGGAAUAUUUCUACCCAAAAUAGUAAAAGGAAAAAAAAAAAAAAAAAGAUACACAGAGAAGAAGCGCCUUUCAACCUACCACCACGUGGUACUCUGUUUAACACAAACACCAGCCAUUCGUGAACGGUAACUGCCUUUGGAACAAUCAGCUUCUUAGUCAAUAUGACGUGAGGUCACUGUCACUCCAUCUGCAAGUUUUAAUGAUUAACACUGUCGUGAGUGGAUAAGGGGCAGCCGUGGGAAACCCUGAGGGGUGAGCGGUUUUGCAGAUGGCACUCGUGACAGUGGAUCAUCUAUGGUCUUGUAGACACAAGUUUUGCUUUUUUCUUAAAUGGCAUUUGGAAUCUAUCCUUAAGCUACUGCAUCCUUGAGAAAACACGGAAGCCCAUGAUCUUAGAGAAGGAGGGUGAGAAUGACCUUGGAGUCGGCCCAGACCACGCACGCUCCAUCCUCAACAAGGAGAGCUGCUGCCAGGGUCUGUAUUGUGACGAAGCAGGGCAGGAGCACAUACUCUGGCAUCCUCUUCACUUCGCUCGGAUGUGAUGCUGAGAAUGGCCACCCCACUCAACCAUGACCCUCGGCUCCAUGUCAUUGUCCCCCCCACACACACCUUUCGUUUGGUUGUGAAACCCAACCUCAUCCCUGUACAUUGAGAUGCUCAGGGGCUCUAGCAGGGGCUUCCAGCAAACCAGUCCUCCUCAGUUCCAAGCCAUGCUACGUCAUCACGUGACUCCCAGAAACCCAGGUGUGUUUUCUGCUGGACGAUCAAGCAAGGCCACAGCAGACAGUGGUCCCACUUGGGGCCCAGGAGGUUCUUUCAGAAGAGCCCCGACUGAAACAGCCAGCCUAGCGCUGCUGGCUUCUGGACUGGCAUCUGUCGCUGAAACGGUAGCAUUAGAACGUGAGAGAUACUCCUGUAGUGCUGUGGACGAUUAGCAGCAUGACCCACGAAAGAAAGAAGUAGGUUCAACGUUGAUACGCUGAUGAUAACGAUGCCUCUGUCUACUGUGUGUGACAGAGCCCCUGCCCUUGUCUCCCGAAGGCCCCUGGAAAUGGUCCUGGGCACGGGGCUGCCUCCGGGCACACCCGAAGCAGGCGGACUCACUGAGGGAUGCCGCUUGGGCCAGAGCCAUGGGGCAGGGAAGAAAGGGCCCUCAGAAGGCGUCCGCGUGCCCAGAGCCUGGCCUGCUUGGGGAUGUGCGGCCUGCUCUGUGUUCCCCGAGUGACACACAGUUGGGCUUCCGGCCUGACAUGCAUCUCAUUUCUAGCCCAUCUCCAGGUCUCUGCCCACCCCGAGGACACACACAGGAGAUACCCAUUGACGAAACAUUUCCAUUUCCCGUUAGUGGCUCUGCAUGACGCUGUGACACUGAGCUGGGCAUUCCAUUAGAGUAGCUCAUGCCACACUGACGAAAUACACAGAUACUGAGUUCUUUCUGCAGGCACCACCUGCAGACACAGGUUCGGCAGUAGCUCAGCCUCCGGAUUAGGAACUGCUUCCGUAACGGCACCUGCUCAACGCGGUUACCCAGCAAUACAGAUUUCAGUGUGAUGUUAGCACGUGGUCCGGUGUGUUAGCCUCGUGCAGUCCGUCGUCGUGCUGUUAGAAUCCCUCACCAGGUGGACUCGACCUUGGCUCUGGCCAGCCCUGACCUUGGCUACUCGAGCUCCCUCCCGCACUGCCCUGGCUUCGUCUCCUCGUCACAGACGCCCGUCUUGUGUGGCUCCCAUCCCGGGACACACGAGGGGCAGCAGCCACGGCGCCCCUCACCCCGCACACCUUUGGGACCUGGACCCCUGGCGACGGGGACAUCUCCCUGGCGUCUGCCUCCCGGGCUGGAGCUGCUGCCACGCAGAGACGCGGCAGCCUCCCCCACCUGCCUCAGACACACGCAGCAAGCCUCACCAACCACUUCUUGGCGUGUGAGCCCCUGUUGGAGCCCGGCCGCCCCCAGCCCACCCCACACCCCAAGGAGGUUCCUGCGGGGGCGGGGGAGAGGCUGGAGGCCCACGCACUUGGGGAUGAUGUGAACGGGGUCCCUCGGUCCUUUUCGGGCCCCUCCGGUUUCUGUGUUGCCUAUCUGUGUUCGAAGCAUAUUAAAAUGAACUUGAGGGACCUUC